UUUUCUGUGCUGUACGAAGAUCAAUCUCCACAUACACGAGUACUAUUUCCUCUAUUUGUUAUUCGAAUCUGCAAAAUCUAACGCCAUAACUGCCAAGCAGGGUGGAAUAAGCAUUCCAGAGUGUAAAAAAUAUUUUAUUUAUCAACGAAUCGUAUACCAUAAAACCGGUCCUCAGAAAGUGAAAAUAUUAAGGCGGAUCCACGGCAAAAUAAUGUCGAAGACGAGCUCGGCGAUGUAAAUAUCGCAUCAGCGACUUCGUGUCGUCGUUCUUGUCGAAGUUUCUUCGUGAUUUAUAUCUCAUUUGUCAAUUACUUGCGAGACAUGGGCUGCGAGGGAGCGGCUGACGCAUCGAAGCGCAUUUUAGGAAAUGAAAUAGGACGCUUUAAUUUUACACCUCGGCUAUACGGAUGUUUUAAUUUCGCUCUCAUUCAUUCACCUGACAACCAAUCGCACCCACACCAAAACCAAACAUCUAAACUAGACCAUAGAUUACCUACCAGAUGUUGACAGUAAGGCAACAAAGAAAUCUCACUCGGGGAAUUCCACUUAUAGGUAGAUGAGGUGAGUAAAUUUGUGGCUGCUGAGUCACCUGCAGUACGAUGAGCCACGAAGUGAAAAGAGAAAUUUAUCGUCGAUAUAUGGACAUCUUUAGGUAUCACCCAAGGUCAAUAUUUACUUGCAUAGGUAUAGGUACGUUACAACAUUGAAAUGUUGGACGAAGAAAUAGAUACUUGUUUGGGUGACAAUAUUGGUUUCUCUGUAAAAGUGAUCUCGCAAUCGACGAUCAAUUUCUUUUUUUCGUUUUACGGAGAACAGAUGCCACUCUGACUUCUCAAUUGGAAUUUUUUUCUCAACCUUCCCCUUUGCACUUCACACACCGUCUAGAGCACACACAUUUGGCACUCAAAUGGAAAUUUCAUCCAUACUUACCUACUAUACCUUUCAAUACACUGCAAUUGCAAGCACCUCACUCUUAUGAUUCAGCAUAGAUCCCAAUCUUGCAACUAGUUCACCUCCACUUUCAACGUAAUUAAGAAUAUUGAAGAGGAAAACUCACAAGGGAACCUCUUGAGGUGUCACACUCCGAUUUGAACGGGACCGCGAUUUUGGAAAGAGCAUAGUCUAAAACCCCCAAAAUCAAAUUUUCAGCUGCCCAAGUUCAUUUUUCGAUUUUUGGCGAAUUUUUGAAAAUUAUUCAAAAUUGACUGGUUUUGGCGAUUUAUGUUUUUUUUUAAAAGUACGUACUUGAUCAGUAAAAAUGGUCAGAAUAAGUCCCAAAACUAAUAUUAUUUACCCAAAUCCAAAUUUUACCAUUUUCAGCCAUUCUGGAGCUUCCAGCGCGAUUUUUCAAAUUCGCGAGAAUUUUGAAUUUGCUCCAGAAGGCGUGAAUACAAAGAUGGACAGCUAAAAAUCGAGCUGUAAAUUACACACGACCUUUUUAACGAGUUUAUGCACAUUUGAGCCGAUUUUGAGAGUGACACCUCAAAAGUGGCUUUUCGACCAGCUUUUUUCAAAAUCAAAAAAUCAAAAGUUUCCCGUUUGUGCGGAAAUUUUCGAAAUUCACGCAAAUCGCUAUAUUUUGUCCAAAAAAAAAAACCAAAUCCAAAUUUCACAAUUUCCAGGCAUUCUAGAGCCUCUAGCGCGAUUUUUCAAUUUCUCCAGAAUUUUGAAUCUGCUCCAAAAGGCGUGAAUAUGCAGUUGGGCAGUUAAAAAUCGAGUUGUGUAUUAUACUCAACCUGUUUAACGAGUUUAUCCACAUUUGAGCCGAUUUUGGGAGUGACACCUCAAGAGUGGUUUUUUGACCAGCUUUUUUCAAAAUUAAAAAAUCCAAAAAGUCAAAAGAUAACCGUUUAUGAGGAAAUUUUUUAAAUUUUUGCGAAUCGCUGUAUUUCUUCAAGAACUAACCCCCGGAGCGCAAAUUCUACCAUUUCCAGCCGUUUUGGAGCGAGAGUGAGACCUCAAAAAACCACUCUUGAGGUGUCACUCUCAAAAUCGGCUCAAAUGUGGAUAAACUCGUUUAACAGGUCUAGUGUAACAUACAACUCGAUUUUUAGCUGCCCAACUUCAUAUUCACGCCAUCUGGAGCAAAUUCAAAAUUCUGGAAAAAUUGAAAAUCGCGCUGGAGGCUCCAGGAUGGCUGGAAAUUGUAAAAUUUUGACUUGAGGUGUUAGUUACGGAUAAAAUACAGCGAUUCGUGCAAAUUUCAAAAAUUUUCUCACAAACGGUUAUCUAAAUAGAGUACUCUCACUGGAGAGAUACUUUAUAAAAUAGCAGAGUAUACUCUCACUGGAGAGAACCCUGCACAUGUCAUGUAACUAACUUGUUCAAAGUCAGAAAUAUUACUUAUUUAAGGUCUCCUUAAGAUUGUAAUAAACCUUGUUAAAUAAAAAAAAAUAAAAAAAAAAAUAAAAAAAUAAAAAAAUUUUUUAAUUUUGAAAAAAGCUGGUCGAAAAGCCAUUUUUGAGGUGUCACUCUCAAAAUCGGCUCAAAUGUGGAUAAACUCGUUAAACAGGUCGUGUGUAAUAUACAGCUCGAUUUUUAGCUGUCCGACUUCAUAUUCACGCCUUCUGGAGAAAAUUCAAAAUUCUGGAGAAAUUGAAAAAUCGCGCUGGAGGCUCCAGAAUGGCUGGAAAUUGUGAAAUUUGGAUUUGGGGGGUUAGUUUUGGACAAAAUACAGCGAUUUGCGUGAAUUUCGAAAAUAUCAAUACAAACGGGAAACUGUUGAUUUUUUGGAUUUUUUAAUUUUGAAAAAAGCUGGUCGAAAAGCCACUUUUGAGGUGUCACUCUAAAAAUCGGCUCAAACGUAGAUAAACUUGUUAAACAGGUCGAGUAUAAUACACAACUCGAUUUUUAACUGUCCAACUUCGUAUUCACGCCUUCUGGAGCAAUUCAAAAUUCUGGAGAAAUUGAAAAAUCGCGCUGGAAGCUCCGGAAUGGCUGAAAAUGGCAAAAUUUGGAUUUGGGUAAAUAAUUAGUUUUGGGAGUUAUUUUUACCAUUUUUACUGAUCAAGUAGGUACGUACUUUUUAAAAAAAAGCGUAAAUCGCCAAAACCAGUCAAUUUUGAAUAAUUUUCAAAAAUUCGCCAAAAAUCGAAAAAUGAACUUGGGCAGCUGAAAAUUUGGUUUUUGGGGUUUUAGAUUAUGCUCUUUCCAAAAAUCGCGGUCCCGUUCAAAUCGGAGUGUGACACCUUCAUGCAGAGGUUCGUCGAGGCAGACAAAAAACGUGAUGUACCUAUACAUAUCUACCACGUCAACGACAUAACGAAAAAUUAGAAAUUUCACCAAACAAAAGAACCUCUCCGUGCUGAGAGCGGCGAUUAAUAAACGCAGAUACCAAUUAGAAAAACCACCUGAUAAAUAUAUUUAUCAAGAAAUCAAAAUCUAAGAGUAGAUACCUACUCCUAUACUUAUUAUACCUUUGGGGCAAUGCAUUGAUAAACAUGCGAGAAAUUAUCGAACUCGAACACGUAGGUAUGUGCUGGGUAUGGUCGUAAAAUUACGACUUAGUUUACGAGAAAGAAAAGUUACUAUAGGCGUAAGAUUAUUUAAUAAAACGAUCGCAUUUUUAGAACAUGUUCUUGCGUGAGAUGCCCUUUAGCGUCGUGUCGGGAAAUCCCAGCUUGAUCGACGAGUUGGGAUUCAAGAUUAUAUUAUUUUGAAGGUGUUUUUAUUCAAAAAAAAAAAAAAAAAUGAACGUGCGAGUAGAAAUAGGUACUUUUUCGGAUUGCGCUGCAGUCUGAAUUUAGAUUUCCAAGUAGUUCACGGUGAAGGUAAAAUCGACACGAAGUCUCACCGAGUCUGCUUCCACUUUACCUAUUCUCGUCCUCGUCGUACCCGCCCUCCCCCCGUCUACGCUCAUUUUAAUUUCACAUCUUCCUAUAUUUCUUUUUUAAUGUUUACUUUCUUAUAGAAUUUCUUCUUAUUCGGUACCUAUACGAUCGCGCGCGUAAUGCUCAUCAUCCUAGGUGCAGUUUAGUGUCCUGUGAGACGCUCCCGGUCGCGACGCGUCUCUGUUCGAAUAAUACAAAAAUUUCGCUUUCAGUGACACCUCUGGUGCGUGCUUUAAAUUUUCACACCACUAAUUCGACCCCUAAUCCUGGACGCGUACAAUGCGAUCGUCGCCGCGAUAAAGUUACGUACCUAUAAUAUGCUCGCGAUUUACCUCACGUUACCUGGAUAAUUCGCGCGAUAACCUUUUAUAAACCGUAUCCGAAGACAUGGAUUUUUUGAGAAUAUGUGCGAAAUUGCGUAGUGCUUUAGUACCUCAGUUAUUUGUAGUUACCGUGAUUACCUCAGCCCGCAUACAAUUCCCACCUCAAGACCAAGCCGACCAACUCAUCCUGUGCAACAACUCGGCUAUCCUCAACCUAACCUCAACCAAAUUCCUCUACAACAUUAACGGCGUACCCUGCUCAGUCCCACAGGAAGAACCCAACAAAAACUACGAACUGCUCACCAACACCAGCAACCAGUUCGCCGAUUGGCCAUUUAAUUUAACCUGGAAUGACGCCCAAUUCAAUGGUGACUCGUCCGACGACGUACAAAUCUUACACGAAAGCUCGACUACCAGAAGCUCAUCACCCAAUUUCCAAGUCGUACCGGUUCACAGUGCUCAGCCCGAACAGCUGAUAUCCGAAAACGAGGUAAUUUCUUUACAAAAUCAAUAUAGAUGGAUACUGGAUAAGCCGACCACCACGUGGAAGAAGAGAUAUACGCCUUUGAAUAAUGGAACUACUCAAACCAACACCAAUGCGCUCAUCGAGGCGUUUAAAAACAAAACCAAACCUAUUAAACCACUUUCGUACGAGGACCAAAAAGGAUUUCAAAACGAUUUUUUAGAUAUUUUAGGAAAAGUGAUCCCUCAAACAUGUUGGUAUAACGGAAACACGUUCGAUUGCAGUUUGAGCAUAUCCUGUAUCAUUGACGGAGGCAAACCAUUAGAUUUAUGCAGCGGCGGAUUGAUAUGGAGUUGUUGCAUUACUCCAGACAAGGUGAACUCCGCGACCAGCACCCCAACAGUUAACAAUCAACCAAGUACACUGUCAGAAAAUACAACUCUUCAGUACUUGGUACUACAACAUCCGGAAUUCCAGCAUUUAUAUUAUUUGAAAUUAAAACAAAAACAACAACAGUUGCAACAGCAAUUACUUCAGCAGCAGCAGCAACAACAACAACAACAGCAGCAGCAGCAGCAGCAACAACAAUAUCAGCAAUAUUUAUACCAAAAUCAACCGGAUAAACCGUAUUAUCAACAAAGUUACCACAAAAUAUAUAAAUUUCCAAAUAAAACCGCGUCGGAUGGUGAUUCGCAAUUUAUGCAAUCCAUCCAACACCACACCUAUCAUACGGCGCCAUUUUGGAUAAAUUCGGUAACAACAUCAACAUCGAAACCCGACUCAGGAACACAUACCACUUUGUAUUCAGUUACCAAUUCACUUAAUGUACAAACGACAUCAAAACCAAAUUACAGUUACCAAAUAAUUACCAGCUCAGAAGCAAUGCCGCAAGUUACAUCUCAGAGUCAAUUAACUGUCGGAUAUAAGGGUUGUGGAGAAUUAUUUUUGCGAAGUCAUAGAAUUGUCGGCGGACACACCACCAAUUUUGGAUCUCAUCCAUGGCAAGCGGCGAUCAUCAAAUCUGGUUUUCUCUCGAGGAAAUUAGCAUGUGGUGGAGCUUUAUUAACUAAUCGAUGGAUUGUUACUGCGGCUCAUUGCGUAGCGACAACUGCUAACAACAAUUUGAAAGUCCGCUUAGGUGAAUGGGACAUCCGAGAUAAUUUGGAACGACUGAGGCACGAAGAAUAUAACAUUGAAAGAAAAGAGGUGCAUCCUCAAUAUAGUCCUAGUGAUUUCCGAAAUGAUGUAGCUUUAAUUAAAAUCGAUAAGGAUGUGUCCUAUAAACAACACAUACUACCAGUAUGUUUACCAGAUUCAAAUACUAAAUUACCAGGACGUAUGGCGACGGUGGCUGGAUGGGGACGUAUGAGACAUGGUGUAACAACAAUGCCAACAGCUUUACAAGAAGUGGAUGUGGAAGUUAUACCAAACGAAAGGUGUCAAAAAUGGUUCAGAGCGGCCGGCAGACGAGAAACUAUUCACGAUGUCUUUUUAUGCGCCGGUUAUAAAGAAGGUGGUCGUGAUAGUUGUCAGGGCGACUCUGGUGGACCUUUGACGACCACGCUGGAUGGAAAAAAGACUCUAAUUGGAUUAGUUUCUUGGGGUAUCGGGUGCGGAAGGGAGCACCUUCCCGGUGUUUACACAAAUAUUCAAAAAUUUGUUCCUUGGAUCAAUAAAGUGAUGCUGUGAAAAGGCCAUAAAUAAAUGCUCAACGCGAGCAUAUUGCAUUAAUUUAAAGGAGUAGUCAAUGUUUUUAGCUCCAAUGUGACAUAUCAAGAUUUUUAAUUUAUAUUGUGUAUAGUUUUUCAUUGUUUUUCAUUCCCCUCCCUUGUAUUUUUAUGUCUUCCUCUGUGUACAUAGGUGUAUAAUUUUCUCUUUUUUUUUUGUGUAUAGUGAUGAUGAUGAAUAAGCCAUUAUUUAUUUUACGUAUUUGAUGAAAAAAAAUGUAAUAUAUACUUUCUUGUAUAAAAUUAUUUUCA
Planococcus citri (citrus mealybug) is the source of this 6595-nucleotide messenger RNA. RefSeq names its product phenoloxidase-activating factor 3-like. The transcript is spliced from 9 exons. Gene Ontology annotation, molecular function: serine-type endopeptidase activity. NCBI's taxonomy places the organism in Eukaryota, Metazoa, Arthropoda, Insecta, Hemiptera, Pseudococcidae. The record is from RefSeq and is a predicted model, not a curated record. Gene Ontology annotation, biological process: proteolysis. Bases 4218 to 6305 code for a protein of 695 amino acids.